Messenger RNA from Gymnodraco acuticeps, 3984 nucleotides. RefSeq names its product alpha-(1,3)-fucosyltransferase 4-like. The record is from RefSeq and is a predicted model, not a curated record. Lineage: Eukaryota; Metazoa; Chordata; Actinopteri; Perciformes; Bathydraconidae. Gene Ontology annotation, cellular component: membrane. The coding region runs from base 1536 to 2690 and encodes 384 amino acids. Gene Ontology annotation, molecular function: alpha-(1->3)-fucosyltransferase activity. The transcript is spliced from 3 exons.
CCCCCAAAUGAUCCAACCUUAAAGCGGCUAAGCGUCGGGCUAACUACGGCUACUCGCUCCGGUAAAAGUUGAAGAACACGCAAUAAAGAUAGCUAACCGAAAGCUCUCCGGUAAAAGCCCUGCCGUUUUGUUUUCAUCUCGGUGCAUCCCCGCGGCGUCGCCCCGGCUUGCCCAGUUGCAGUGUCCGAUCGAUGUUGAAUUGAACAAAGAGGAUCAAUUUCUGAUCAGCGAGAGAGCCACUUUCAUCAAUGUGAGGAAGAGGUCUUGAAUUCUCUUCCGAAACACCUACGAGGCGACCGCGGAAAAAACACAAAACACAGCGGCCGAGAGAGGCAAAGCGUCCGAAGAGAAUAGUGGAGAGACGGUUAAAACAGAGGUUGUACUGACCUGUAGUUGUUGUAAGUCAAAGCGCUUCCAAUAUUGAAACAUCGAUCCUGCAUUGGCCGCCAUCUUGAGACAUAUUGAGACAGGAAUGAGAUGCUGAUAGAGAGCGCGGGGGUUGGAGUUCAGUGGAGAGGACCGGGCGGCCGCAACACCCGGACCGGAUCACAUCCACCUCCAUCCGGGUAUCAGCCUGUUUACGGAACGGAGUCAGCUCACAGCAGUGUUGCCUUAAUAACGCCAUUAUAAUUGCUUAAAUAGCUUUUUAUCAACAUCCAGAUAUUACAGGUAAAUAACAGAGCGAACGUUAAAUUACUCGUCAUUUUAUUACCUUGAAAUACACGAAAUUGUGAGAGCCGGAUGAGUCAAUGUUUGGUGUUGUAACUUAAGUGAUCAUUAUGUUUUUUAUGGAGAGCAAAGAUCAUACCAAAAAUAAUGCCAGGAGGCUAUUUGGAAGCCAUAUCUAAAAAGAAAGAAACACACCAGGAGGGCAUGCAGGAGCAAUGAUUUAUUUGAGCUGUGUGGAGCUGUGCAAGAUGAUCAUUUAGACAAUGUUAUCAUUUAUCUCACCAAUAAUCAUAUUACUCCUCCAAAAUCGUCCCUCAUCUUCUAUCUGUUUGCCUAUCGCUCACACUCUCUUUCACCGGCCGGGACCAAUUGAGACAUCCCAUCCCCUGGGAGUGCAAAAAGGAAAGCAAGAGAAAAUCAAUAGGGAAGAUGAGUGAAGACCUGGGGGUCCCAUCAAAAACGGAAUGCUUCUCCCUGUGCUGGACAAGUGUUUACCCAACCUGGAAGUGCCUGGGAGGCCAACCAAGCGUCAACAGGUCGCACAAAAGCCCCAUUCACCGGUAACUGAACCCCAGACUAACGCUGCCACGUCGAAAUGUUUUCAACAUAGAGCACUGGUCCAAAUGUUUUACUCGGUUUUGUCCAGUGAAGAGGACAGAUAGGGCAAUACACGACAAUGCAGGGAGAAGCUUGUCUAAGCUCCGUAAUCUGACCUCAUGUUAACUUCUUAUCUCGAGACAAUGACUUUUAUCCGACUUAAAGGUGUGCCAUCAUACAGCUUUUAUUACAGUCCUCAGGCCACAUUUCCUGCGAUAUUGCACUACGUGUUGUGAGAGGUUUUUGAUGGGAACUGUACAUUGAAGUCGAUGGGAGCUGGGGCUGACUGGAGAGCAGCUCCCCGGGAAGACAGGCGCUCAGGUUUGUCCCAGCAGCGGAAAUGUGUUGGACCAGUUCUCAGAAAGACCUGCUUCUCGGUGUGUGUGGCCACCGCGGGUUUUGUGCUCCUCCUGGGGGUCAGUCUGCUGUACUUACCGGACCCGUACAAGCCGGAACAGUUUGUCCCCGAGGAGAAACACGCGGUAACGCUCCUGAUAUGGACGCACCCGUUUGGACGGUACCGGAAACUUCCGAACUGCUCUGCUCUUUAUCAGAUCGGCGGGUGCACGCUCACAGACGACGUGCAUGUAUACCCGCAGGCUGACGCGGUGGUCAUCCAUCACCGGGAUGUUGCAACCGGCACCGCUGAUCUGCCACCGGAACCGCGGCCACUAGAACAAAAGUGGGUAUGGAUGAACUACGAGUCCCCCUCGCACACGUCCGGGCUGUGGCGCUUUGAGGGCGUUUAUAACCUCACCAUGACUUACCGGACAGACUCAGACAUCUUCUUGCCGUACGGGUAUUUACUCCCCCGGGGGAGCAAAACCGAGGGUCUCAACGACCGGUUUGCGCACCCGCUCCUCGCCCCCUCGCGCUCACACCUCCUCCGGCCCCGCCUCGUGGCCUGGAUCAUCAGCAACUGGUCUGAGUCCCAUGCGCGCGUGGCCCUCUACCACCAGCUCCGCCGCUACAUCCGGGUGGAUGUGUUCGGGCGAGCUGGCCGGCCUUUACCGGAGGACAGCGGCGGCAGCGUGGUGCGGCUGGUCGGUCGGUACCAGUUCUACCUGGCGCUGGAGAACUCGCAGCACACCGACUACAUCACAGAGAAGCUGUGGAACGCGGUGCGGGCCGGUGCCGUCCCGGUGGUGCUGGGUCCGUCCCGGCAGAACUAUGAGCGCUUUCUGCCCCCCGAGGCCUUCAUUCACGUGGACGACUUCCCCACAGUGCGCGGGCUGGCCCGGUACCUGCUGAUGCUGAGGCGGAACCCGGCCCGGCUGAAGCGGCACCUGGACUGGAGAGGGGACUACAGCCUGCACCAGCCCGCCUUCUGGGCCGAACACUACUGCACUGUCUGCAGGGCGGUGAGGAGGACCAGAGGCAGGGCAGACUCGGUCCAAGACCUGACACGAUGGUUCCACUCGUGACAAUCAUGAGAGACUCUGAAACAGUGGGAUUCACUGCCCACCUGUAGCUGUCAAAGUUUACAACAUGCCUGUAUUUAUCAGCAACCAUUAUUGUUUGGGAAACUGUUUAUUUUAACUUUUUGAAUGAUUGUCUUUCUUGAUAGGGAUGAUGCAAUUUAACACAAUUCCAUUAAAGAGUUUUACACUGAUUUUCCGCACAGAGAAUGUAUAGCUAUUGCUAAUUUUCCACUUGUCUCAUGGGUUUUUACUCGCACAUUGUAUAGUUAAAUAUAGGCAACAGCUUUCACUUUCAAUCAUAACACUGAAAUGCAGUUAUGUUGUAUAAUGAUAUUGUUUGACAGAUUUUGAGAAGCUGGUUUAUCACAGUAAAUAAUGUUAUGUUAUUAGUUAUAUGGUGCUACAAGACUGACUAAUAAUUAAGGUGAUACAAUUUUCUUAUGCAAUUUGUCAAUCUUGGCACAAACUUCUACGCAGAAUUGCAAUGGAAAUCAGGGCCUGAAUGGUUGAAUGAAACACAUUGUCUUAAAAGUGGUCAUAAAUAAUAUCAAGAAAAUAUAAUUUCAUAUUAUAAAAUCAAGUAUGUUCAACGAGUGUAUGAUUGAGAUAAUGAAUGUAUUCAGGGUGUGAGUAUUUGAUUCAGUGAGGCAUUAUUGAGACAAUCUCCAAAGUACAUUAUGAGGGGUUAGCACAAAGCCAUGUUAAUCAUCUUGGAUCUGCUUUGCUAUUAGCUUAUCACCAUACAUGGCCGAUGCCUGUGCCAAGCAUCCCUAAAAUAGCAUUCUGUUUCUGCACAUCAUUGACCGCUUCAUUGCAGCGCUGGACUGAAUGACCUUAUUAAAGGUGUUGACAAUAUGUAUAAAUGCAGCUGUGUCUUUGUUGUGGCAUAUAGGUGCUGGAUCAUACUGUGCUUAUUCCAGCUUGCGAAGGGCUAAUUACAUGGGUGGAAUAAGGUCUUGAAAAUAUGAAAUGCAAGUCUCCUUUAAUAAUAAUCCAAGUACCUGACAAUGAACCUGAUGAAGAUCUGCAUGAGUCACAACACAUUGCUUAUUUUAUAUACACACUGCAAUGUAAAAAAAAGACAUUUUAAUACUGCAUAAACCCUGAAAUAUGCCUUGGAUCUUUUUUAAGGAGACUUUUUAUAUGUGUUAUGUACUGUAGACCCUAAAGGUGUUGUUAGACCCCAAACCUUUUUUUCAGUGCUGUUCAUGCCUCUUGUAGACUUGUUAGAGAGAAAGACAGCUGUACGAACACACAUCUUCUACUGUUUCAUUAAACGUUUCUAUUUACACAGCCA